AUGAGUGUCGAUUCAAAUAGUGGAAAAGAUAAAGAAAAAAUUUUUCCAUCGUUUACUGAACUUCGUAUUUAUCCAUCAUUUACUGAAAUUCGAGAAAAAUUCAAUGCACCACAAAAUUUUAAAAUGUAUUUUCCACGUGAAGUAUAUGAUCAAAUUGUAAAUGGAAGUCUUAGUGUUGAAGGAAUUCCAGUAAAUAGUCAAAAUAGUGUAACUAAAGCGAAUAAUUUAGAAAAUCAAACUGUUUUUGUUCGUCGUCCACGUGAAGAACCAAUUGAAUGUUUAGUUAUUCGACCAAAUGAUUUAUUAUUAAAAGAUGUUAACACAGGUCGAUAUAUUCGUGCUCAACAUCAUGAACUUGAAUAUGUUAAUAUUCCAGAAGAAGAAGGUCAAGAAGUUACUUUUGCUUUAAAACAAUCAGGAGAUGCAACACUUUCAUAUCUUAUUCAUGGAAUAACAUGGUCACCUCGAUAUAAUUUAAAAGUUGAAUCUGACAGUCAUCAAUUUGAAGCUUGGGCUGAUAUGACAAAUAAUACAAAACGUGAUUAUAAAAUAAAACAUACGGAAUUAUUUGGUGGUGAUGUUCAUCUUCAAGAAUCUGGACAAACUUCUCGGAAUUUUGGAGCUCGUUGUUAUUGUAUGCAAGAAUGUUGUUGUUCUGCUGCACCAGCAGCUCCAACAAUUGUAUCAGAAGGAGAAUUAGCAGGUCUUUAUUGGUAUUCAAUUGAUCAACCAUUUGUUCUUAUUCAACAAUCAACAUUUUCACUUCCAUUUGUUAAACCAAAUAUAAAAUUAGAAAAAUAUGCUGGUUUACAAUAUUAUUUUCAAGAAAGAACAGAAAAAGGAAAAUUUCAAAGAAAAUAUCGAAUUGAAUCAGAUAAAUUUUUACCUAAAGGUACAGUUACUAUUCGAGAAGAUGGAAGAGUUGUUGGACAAGCACAUUUAUGCGAUAUAUCACAAGGUGAAAAACAAGAUUUAGAUUGUGGAAAUGAUCCUGAUGUUAGUUUUAUACGUGAUGUUAAAGUUUCAUCACAAAAACGUGAUUCAGCUUUAUAUUUAAUUCGUUUAACAAUUAAAAAUUCUAAAACAAAAUCAAUUAAAUAUGAAUAUAAAGAAAUAAUAUCUUCAGCUAAAUUUACAAUAACUCCUCAAAAUGAUACUCAACAAUUAAAUAAUAAUAUUCAAUUAAUUAGUGAAGGUUUUCAAAUACUUAAUCAAGAAUUAAAAGCAAAUAGUGAACAAACUUUUCAAUAUGAAGUUUUACUUGAAUAUAGAAACACUCAAGAACAAUGUUCAACAGUUUAUCAAAAUGAUGCUGAUUAA
This is a messenger RNA of Rotaria sordida, 1320 nucleotides long. Lineage: Eukaryota; Metazoa; Rotifera; Eurotatoria; Philodinida; Philodinidae. The record is from the annotation of a GenBank genome assembly.